This is a messenger RNA of Rhodamnia argentea, 1389 nucleotides long. RefSeq names its product UPF0481 protein At3g47200-like. Bases 1 to 1389 code for a protein of 462 amino acids. The record is from RefSeq and is a predicted model, not a curated record. The transcript has 2 exons. NCBI's taxonomy places the organism in Eukaryota, Viridiplantae, Streptophyta, Magnoliopsida, Myrtales, Myrtaceae.
AUGCCUCCUCUCGACCUGAAUGAGAACAAUUGGAUCGUCCAAGUCGAGGAGAGCCUCAAGAGCAAGACCUCCGAUGACCAACGGCACUGGAACAAGCGGUCCAUCUACAGGGUCCCCGCCCACAUCACCAACCUCAAAAGCGAGGCCUACCGGCCGCAGGCUGUCUCCUUCGGCCCCUUCCACCACGGCGAGGACCACCUUCGUCCCAUGGAGGACCACAAGCACCGCGUGCUCGUCCACUUCCUCAGGCGGUCCGGGAAGCGCCUAGAGCACUUCCUUGAGUCCCUGAGGGAGGUGGCGGGGGACCUUGAGGAGAGCUACGACACGCUGGACCCGAAGUGGAUGGAGGGUGGUGGCAAAGGCGUGGCGGGCUUAUUUCUGCAGCUUAUGAUCACUGACGGUUGCUUCAUGCUCGAGAUCCUAAGGUUCACAAAUAAGGAGGUGGAUGACUAUGCGCCUAACGACCCCAUCUUUAGCGAGCACGGGUGGCUUUACAUACUUCCUGUCAUUGGUCGGGACAUGCUGCUGCUGGAGAAUCAGCUUCCCAUGCUAGUACUGGAACGGCUGGUCGCCGUCUGUAAUGGCAAGAAGGAGGAAGAAUACAUCAACAGGCUCAUCCUCAACUUCAGGGGAGCCAGCGAGAACAAUCCAAGCAUGGGAAAAUGCCUGCACGUCCUGGACGUCUUCAGGAAGAAGCGGGUCCAUCUCAAUCCGGACCAAGUGGUGAGCAUGGACAACCUGAACAACGCGUGCAUGGGAACAUGCCUGCACGUCCCGGACGUCUUCGGGAAGAGCCUGCUAAUGGAGUCCAAGAAGAAUAAAAAGAGGAAGGGCAAGGACAGCGAGGAGGUAAUCCCACCAGCCACCGAGCUCUGUGAGCACGGGAUCCAGUUCAAGCAAAGCAGCACCGACAGCCUCAAGGAGAUCUCCUUUGGCAGCGGGGUCCUGAGGCUCCCCGUGAUCGUGGUAGACGACACCACCGAGUCCAUGUUCCUCAACCUCAUUGCGUUUGAGUGCUUCCAUGUCGAGGCUGGGACCGAGGUCACGUCCUACAUCUGCUUCAUGGACAACCUCAUCAAUGAGGCGCCGGAUGUUGCGCUGCUCCGCAAGAAGAGCAUCAUCGAGAAUUACAUGGAGAGCGACGAGGCAGCUGCCAAGCUGUUCAACUCGCUGGCCAAGGACGUGAUGCUCGACCCGAACGGCGGGCUCCAUGGCGUGAUCAAGAAGGUCAGAGAAUACUGCAAGGAGAGAAGGCACGAGUGGAGGGCCAGUCUCAUGCACACCCACUUCAGGAAUCCUUGGGUUAUAUUGUCUCUCUUUGCCGCCUUCCUCCUCUUCGGGCUUACCAUAAUUCAGACCAUAUAUACCGUGCUCGGCUAUAAAAAAUGA